CGUUCAAGUUGUUGUACUUCAGCUUCGAUGUCGCCAUAUCACAAGGAGCCACAGUUUUGGUUGUGGGUGUGGCGCGUACCGAGAAUGGCGACAUGAUAGACUCAUAGAUUCAAGAACAUAGAGAUUAAUUGUACUCUUGGACAAUAGAUACAAUACAAUCCAAGUCACUUAAAAGUAAUAAUGUCAGUCAUAUCUCCAACUAUCAAAUUCAAUCCACAAUCAAACAAGCUAAUCACAGUCGCAGCAGGAUGCUUCUGGGGUGUUGAACAAGUUUAUAGAAAAUAUUAUGGGUCAAAAGGUUUGAUAGAUGCUAAAGUUGGUUUUGCAAAUGGUGCCAUUGAUAACCCUUCAUAUAAAAGAGUCUGUGAAGGUGAUACACAAUUUGCUGAAGUUUUACAAAUAUCUUAUGAUCCAAAACAAGUUUCAUUAAAAGAAUUACUAAGUUUUUUCUAUAAAAUUCAUGAUCCAACAACUUUAGAUAGACAAGGUGCAGAUACUGGUACUCAAUAUCGUUCAGCAAUUUUCACUCAUGAUGAUGAAGAUUUGAAAAUUGCUAAACAAGUUACAGAAGAAUAUCAACCAAAAUGGCAAAAUUCAAUAAUUACAAAGAUUGAACCAAUAAAGAAUUUUUAUGAUGCUGAAGAUUAUCAUCAAUUAUAUUUAGAUAAAAAUCCAACUGGCUAUCAUUGUCCAACUCAUUUUGUUAGGGAAUUUUAAAAAUUGUGCAGGUCAUAUUGUGUAUACUAAAUUAAAACUACAUUUUGUAUUUUUUCCAACUGUGAGAAUAGUAGCUGAUACCAGCCAACCUCAAGAAUUUAUCCAUUGUAAUUCUAUAAACAAACCACAACCUUUUGUAGGAAAAAAGAGUAAAAAUUUUAAAAAAACAAAGGUGAUGAAAAAGUUAAAACACCUUAAAAAAAACUCAAUAAUAAAAACAAAACAAAGAAAGACCACUGAUCUUAAUAUAUGAGAUUGACAAAUAGUUCAUUAUUUCAU
Molecule: messenger RNA, 996 nt
Organism: Hansenula anomala
Lineage: Eukaryota; Fungi; Ascomycota; Saccharomycetes; Phaffomycetales; Wickerhamomycetaceae
Gene: MXR1
Product: peptide-methionine-S-sulfoxide reductase
Exons: 3
Coding region: 181-717 (178 amino acids)
Molecular function (GO): peptide-methionine (S)-S-oxide reductase activity
Source: RefSeq, a predicted model, not a curated record